This is a messenger RNA of Uncinocarpus reesii 1704, 615 nucleotides long. RefSeq lists its product as uncharacterized. NCBI's taxonomy places the organism in Eukaryota, Fungi, Ascomycota, Eurotiomycetes, Onygenales, Onygenaceae. The transcript is spliced from 2 exons. The coding region runs from base 1 to 615 and encodes 204 amino acids. The record is from RefSeq and is a predicted model, not a curated record.
AUGUCUUCAUACUUCUUUUCAGGCCACCACCCACACCACGCGGCCCAGCAGCAACACCAGCCGCAGCAUCCCCCGCCACCCUCCCAUAUUGCUCAGCACUCUUCUCAUAAUCACCAUGGCGGUCGAUCUCGUCGCACGCAGAAGAUGGGCAGCCAGAAUUCCCAUCGUCAGUUCCGUGGUGUGAAGAGCAUGAGGGAGUUGGCGGAAGCGCCCGCCAUUACCGCUUUCCGGGCCCGAUUCGAGGCUGGUCGUUCGUUUGAUCUCGACGACGACCUGGAAUUCUGCCCCAAUCUCUUGACUGAGGAUGAUUUGCAUUCAAUCGCAUCCUCCGUCUCGGAUCGUUCCUCCCUCGCCAGCGCAUCUCCUGACUCGUCACCGCUCCAGCACCAAAUCCAGCCGGCGCAGCAGGUCACCCCGGCUAUUUCGUUAUCCCCCGCCUCUCUCAACUCCUAUACUUCAAAUAGUUUUAAUCAGAUGAAAAUCCACCAACCGUCGGCGGUGCGCACGAGAAACGCCAUCCCGAUUGUCAAUCCCAGCACCGGAAUGCGAGUAUCCAGCCCUCCAUCAACCGUUUCGCCCAACAUGAUGCAGCCGUCAGACCAGCGCCGAUGGUAA